AUGACAACUGCUCCCUCUUCCCAGAAACUUCUGGUGCCUGGUACCAGUGGCGGUGAAGAACAAGAACAACAAAGUCAUGAUAGAGAAAGAAGCUUCGAAAGAUACAGAGAGAUCAUAUCAACCCUUCCAAAAGAAAAGGGAUGGACUACGGAGCAUUUGUAUCAAUACCAAGGCUGUUGGUACCGUACCACAUCUGGCAUCCAAGGAGUAAUAUGGAUGCAAGAACACUUCAAGCCACGACCUGCAGAUGUUCUUUUAGUCACGCCUCCGAAAUCAGGUACAACAUGGUUUAAAGCUCUCCUGUUUGCUAUCAUGAACAGAACCCAGUUUAAUACUUCAACACACCCUUUGCUUACCACUAGUCCUCAUGAACUUGUUCCCUUCAUGGAAAUGUUUUUGCACAUGAAUAUCCCAUUCCCAGACCCAGAUCCACUUUCUCCUCCUCGACUCUUCCACACCCACACUCCAUUUACUUCAUUACCCCAAUCUGUCAUAGACUCUCAAUGUCGAAUUGUCUAUGUUUCCCGAAAUCCAAAAGAUGUGUUUGUUUCUUUCUAUUGCUUUCUGCAGGGAGACAACAACUCUGCAAUACGUCUCUCGUUUGAAGAGGCGUUUGAACAGUACUGUAAAGGAUUUUCUCCAUACGGACCCUUCUGGGAUCAUAUACUAGGGUAUUGGAAGGCAAACUCAAAAUGGCCAGAGAGGGUACUCUUAUUGAAAUAUGAAGAUAUGAAGAGGGAUUCCUCAUUUCAUCUCAAGAGGAUAGCAGAGUUCAUCGGUCAACCCUUCUCUUCAGAGGAAGAAAAACAGGGUUUGGUGCAUGAAAUUAUAAAAUUGUGUAGUUUUGAGAGUCUAAGUAAUAUGCAGGUUAACAAGACUGGAACCUUCCGAGCAGGCUACCUGACCGUGGAUAAGAAUUCGUUCUUUAGGAAAGGUGAGGUUGGAGACUGGAAGAAUCAUCUUACAGCAGAGAUGGCCGAGCGCCUGGACAAGAUCAUUGAGCGAAAUUUGGAUGGUUGUGAUUUCUCAUUCGAUGAUUCCAAGGACACAUGA
This is a messenger RNA of Vitis riparia (riverbank grape), 1053 nucleotides long. Its product is annotated as flavonol 4'-sulfotransferase-like. The record is from RefSeq and is a predicted model, not a curated record. The transcript has a single exon. The coding region runs from base 1 to 1053 and encodes 350 amino acids. Gene Ontology annotation, molecular function: sulfotransferase activity. Gene Ontology annotation, cellular component: cytoplasm. Gene Ontology annotation, biological process: sulfation. NCBI's taxonomy places the organism in Eukaryota, Viridiplantae, Streptophyta, Magnoliopsida, Vitales, Vitaceae.